Cylicocyclus nassatus is the source of this 291-nucleotide messenger RNA. NCBI's taxonomy places the organism in Eukaryota, Metazoa, Nematoda, Chromadorea, Rhabditida, Strongylidae. The record is from the annotation of a GenBank genome assembly.
AUGGAUGAAACGACUGGAUCACCUUCCGCAGCGAACAGACCAGAAAUUGACAUGCCCGUAAACUUGCCCCCUAUAACAGGACGAAUUCCGGAUGUCAGGCCUGAUGCGUCUAAACUUGGCUCCUGCAUGCUCUAUUCUGAAGGAAUAAACAUUGUCAUGCGGAAUGCUAAAAAGGAAUUUGUCUCAAUACCUGUGCGGUCGCUGACAAACCAUCUUGGAGUUAUGCUGCUGGAGAUGAUGUCAGCUGUGUCAAUUCCACAGCUGGACCCUAUGAGUUCACUGUACGACUGA